AUGGCUGUUCAGACGGGCAUUGAGGCCGCUUUGGCCAAGAUUAUGGAGGUUGUGCAGAAGCAGAAUGAGGAAAUGUCAGAGCUGCGCCAGGAGUGCUCGCAGUUGCGACAGUCCAACACGGAGAUUUCGCAACUUCUCAGAGAGACCAUCUUGGAUCGCCGGGACAGCUCCGGUCUGGGCCUCUUCACCCCGGGCGCCGACAGCGCCCUUCGAUCCUUCAGCCCUCACCCCAUGCCCAAGCUGUCGCCCGCCAUGCGAUACAUUCCUCCUCCCUCGCCGAGCCCGCAGCUCACCGUCCCCGCCAUGGACCGCGAGAUCCCCGGCUUCUACGUCAUCAUCCCGGCCGGCGGUGCUGGAACACGUCUCUGGCCCCUGUCCCGCGAAAACCACCCCAAGUUCCUGCUGGACAUUGAUCUUUCCGGACGCAGCUUGCUCCAGUCCACAUGGAACCGUCUCGUGCCGCUCGCCGGCUGCUCCCGCAUGACUGUCGUCGCCGGACCAAGCCACUCCGAGUCCAUCCAGAAGCAACUGCCCCAGCUCGAGGCGUCCAACCUGUUCACCGAGCCGGGGCCCAAGGACUCCAUGGCCGCCAUUGGCCUGGCCGCGGCCAUCCUCCAGCACAGAGACGGGGAUGCCGUCAUCGGGUCGUUUGCCGCCGAUCACAUGAUUGCCGGCGAGGAUGCCUUCCUCAACUCCGUCACCGAAGCCGUCAAGGUCGCCAAGGAAGGGUUCCUCGUCACCAUCGGCAUCGCCCCGUCUCACCCUGCCACCGGCUUCGGCUACGUCAAGCUCGGAGACAAGUUGGACGUGCCAAACGCGCCUUCGGCUCGCCUGGUCAGCUCCUUCAAGGAGAAGCCCGACGCGUACACGGCCGCCAAGUACGUCUCGUCCGGCAUCUACCGCUGGAACGCCGGCAUGUUUGUGACCAAGGCCUCCACCCUGAUGAGCCUGGUCAAGGAGUACGAACCCGAGCUGCACGCCAACUUGACGCGAAUCGCGGAAGCUUGGGAGGACAAGGCGCAGCGGGACGCUCUCCUGACCGAGGUGUGGCCGACCCUGGAGAAGGUGGCCAUUGACAAUGCCAUUGCGGAGCCUGCUGCCGCUGAGGGCAGGGUUGCCGUGAUUCCCGCUACUUUUGGUUGGGAUGACGUUGGUGAUUUCUCCUCGCUUGCCGAGAUGCUUCCUGCAGAGGCCAACUCGCCCAAAAUCCUGGGCGACCGCAAUCUCGUCGUUGCCCAGCAAGCACCUGGUGGUAUCGUCGUCCCCGGAUCCGGCCGCCUCGUUGCCUGUCUCGGUGUGGACGACCUCGUCAUCGUCGAUGUUCCUGAUGCCCUCAUGGUCACUACUCGUGCCCGUGCCCAGGAAGUCAAGUCUCUUGUUGCUAGCUGCCGCAAGGCCGGCUUCAAGAAUCUCAUGUGA
Molecule: messenger RNA, 1419 nt
Organism: Ustilaginoidea virens
Lineage: Eukaryota; Fungi; Ascomycota; Sordariomycetes; Hypocreales; Clavicipitaceae
Exons: 5
Coding region: 1-1419 (472 amino acids)
Biological process (GO): GDP-mannose biosynthetic process
Molecular function (GO): mannose-1-phosphate guanylyltransferase (GTP) activity
Source: RefSeq, a predicted model, not a curated record